Drosophila eugracilis is the source of this 1003-nucleotide messenger RNA. Its product is annotated as nucleoplasmin-like protein ANO39. The record is from RefSeq and is a predicted model, not a curated record. Bases 177 to 911 code for a protein of 244 amino acids. The transcript has 2 exons. NCBI's taxonomy places the organism in Eukaryota, Metazoa, Arthropoda, Insecta, Diptera, Drosophilidae.
UGGGCCAAGAUCUCGCUGAGAGCGGAGCGUUUUGGGAUCGCCUUGUUUGCUCGCAUUUACUUUCAUUUUUUUGGAGGGGCUAUAAAAAGCGAAAGCAGAGCGCUGGAUUCGCUCAUAAAGACCGCAAAACUGCAAAAGUCCACUACGAAGCCAGCUGGAAGCAAAGGAUUACCACAAUGGUUAGACCCAUCUACCUGGCCCUCGUUGCUCUCUUCGUUUUGACCUGCUCUGUAAGUGCAGCUCCACUGGGGGAAUCCGAGAAAGAGAUCAUCCACGAUCUGCCAGUAUCUAAGCAGGAUCCUGAGAUCCAAAACUCAAGUGCCGAUACGAGUGAGGAUGACGAUGAAGAGGAGGAUGAGGUACAAAAGGUAGCAGACGAAUCCAAAGAAGAUGAUGAUGACGAGGACGACGACGCCGAAGAUGACGAUGAUGAGUCUUUGAUCCGAAGACGCCGCGAGGCGGAAGCCACUGAGGAACCAUCGGAGGAGACUGCCACCGAAACUCCCACCGAAGAUCAGAAGGUGGACGCUACUACUGGAACAGCUCCAACACGAAAACCCGUGCUCGUGCUUAUUCGGGAUGCCCUGAAGAAGGUGACCACCGAUUUGCCCACCGCCCAGGUGGCCAACAAUGCACUGCAGUACUUCCAGCAGUUCGAGCACUUCAUCCAACAGGCCAUUGAGGAAGUAAUCGGCGAUGACGAUGACGAGGAGGAGACUCCGGCUACUGUCCUUCCCGAAACGGAGACCACAAUUGAAGAUAUCAAGAAGCCGGAGGGGGAGAACUCGGAGAAGAUUCCCGAAGUCGAGGUCCCUGCUGUAGUGCCCGAAAAGGAGACUCAAGCCAUGGAACCCAUGAAGAUGGAGGAGUCCACUUCUUCGACUUCAGCUCCCAAUAGCAAUGCUGUCUAGUCUAGCAACUAAGUUCCACAACUCAUUCCUCAGCUAUUUAUUGUCAUUUAUUUAUUGUUUAGCUAUAAAUUAUAUGCCAUAUAUCUUGAAAA